Anoplopoma fimbria (sablefish) is the source of this 2347-nucleotide messenger RNA. It is a transcript of the gene stx4, whose product is annotated as syntaxin 4. Bases 152 to 1045 code for a protein of 297 amino acids. The transcript has 10 exons. The record is from RefSeq and is a predicted model, not a curated record. Gene Ontology annotation, biological process: intracellular protein transport; exocytosis; vesicle fusion. Gene Ontology annotation, cellular component: endomembrane system; SNARE complex; plasma membrane. Gene Ontology annotation, molecular function: SNAP receptor activity; SNARE binding. NCBI's taxonomy places the organism in Eukaryota, Metazoa, Chordata, Actinopteri, Perciformes, Anoplopomatidae.
AAGAAGAGUCGCUGCUGCAGUCCACUUGUUGAAUGACAGCGUGCAGGUUGUUUUCGUUUCACUGUCUGGCUCUCUGCUUUGGAAACAACUCACCACACAACAUCGUAGAGUCUCAGCUUCUCUCACAGCCGACCCACUGGGAAAAAACAAAAUGCGGGACCGGACUAAAGAAUUAGGAAAUAAUGCAGAGACUUCAGAUGAGGAGGAUGAAGGCAAAGCUCUCAUGAUCAAACCAGGGAGCUCCUCAGCCAGAGAGGAGAAGGACAGUGAUCAUUUCUUUAAGAAGGUGCAAGAAAUCCACGAGGGUCUGCAGAGUCUCAAAAGGAUGGUGUCUAACCUCGAGAACAAACAGAAAACUGUGCUCGGGGUGGCGCUGCCGGAGGAGAUUAUGAAGAAAGAGCUCCAGACUCUUCGAGACGAGAUAAAAACAUUGGCGAGUCAGAUCCAAAGGAAACUCAAGAGUAUUGAACCGAAGAAGGGAGAAGAGGAUGGAAAAUAUGUUCCAAUUAACGCUCGGAUGCAACGCACCCAGCACGGCGUCUUGUCGAGGGAGUUUAUGGAGCUGAUGGGUCACUGUAGCACCAUCCAGUCCCAGUACAGAGACCGCAACGUGGAGAGAAUACAGCGGCAACUCAAAAUCACUGGGACCAACGUGACGGACGAGGAACUGGAUUUGAUGCUGGAGAGUGGACAGACGGAUGUGUUCACCCAAAAUAUCCUUAUUGAUGCUAAAGCCACAAGGCAGGCUCUGAAUGAGAUCGAGUCUCGGCACGACGAGAUCCUGAAGCUGGAGCAGAGCAUCAGAGAGCUGCACGAUAUGUUCCAGUACCUCGCCAUGGAGGUGGAGGCUCAGGGGGAGAUGGUCAACCAGAUCGCAAACAACAUCAACCAGUCGGCCGACUACGUGGAGAAAGCGAAGGAUAACGUAGAGAAGGCCGUCACGUAUCAGCAGAAAUCACGCAAGAAAAAGUUCUGGAUAGCAGUCUGUUUGGCCAUCCUCCUCCUCAUCCUAAUCAUCUCAUUGGUUACCGCCUUCGGCACCUAACACCAGGAACUGUGAGCUGACGGCUGAAGACUUGUUUAGCAGAAGCACAUCAACGAAAGACAAAAAAAAAAAAAAAAAAGAAAUCCACCUUAAUGUAAAUAAUUUCAUCCCACAGGAUGUACGGGUGAAUUCAGUUUGUUAUCAUCCCUCUGCUUUUCAUAUUCGUCCUCUUCUAACCCUCCUGUUUGUUUUUUUUAAAAGAAGAAAUUUGCUUUUUACUCACAAAUGACCACAAUCUCAACAGCAUUUCAACUUCCACUCAUGUAGUGCUGCUGGUUUAUGGAACCCCCCCCCUCCCCGUCAGAUUCUGGUUUGCAAAACAAAGACAAUUUGUGAACUGUUACUCUUUCCCCUCCUGAAAAAAGAGGAAAUAAGUGGCCUUGAGCAAAGCACAAUGCAGUAUUGAAACCCCUCAGAGGCGCUGAUCAAACUGUACUCAGGAAACUGUGCGUUGUUUCUCGUUACGUUGACGUUUCCGGAUGAAUUAGAGGCGCAAAUAACACAUUUUAAUAGAGAAGGUGUUUCUUUUUAGGCAAAUAGACUAAUAUAAUUGUACAUAACCUUAUAUUGCUGGUGAUUAAGACAUUCUUUAUGCAGAUUUUUUAAAACUUGAAAGAUGUUUCAAACUGCCUACAUGGAACAAAUGUAAAUAUUUUUUCUGUUUUUGUGAAAUAUCAGCCCUUUUUUUUUUUUUUUUUUUUUUAUACAGAGGUGUCUCAACACUGCGGUAAACGGCCCAAGGCCCUCUCUUAUUUGUCCUACCAGUUUGUAUUUAUGAUGUAAGACACUUGAUGUGCGAGCUGCUGCAACCACACAUUAUGAAAUCUUUAUUUCUCAAACGCAGUGCCUUAUCCUUUAUGUCCAUGUGAGAAUGUGAUGAUGUGCACCAACAUCGUCCAGAAGAGAUGGAGUGCGUUUUUAAUUUGUUUGAAUUCACGCAGAAAAGUUUCAGCUGUCAGAGCUCAACCAGACACAUUUACUCUUAUGCAGACUUUAUUUUUUUCUUUACCCGUUUGUCACAUUGUGCAACUUCUGUCUUCCUUGUUUAGUAAUUUUAAUUUUGAGUGGAAAUCCUGGAGCGAAUGAUGUGUUGGCUGACCAUUAAACACAUUUUACGUAGACAAACUGUGCCGCCACGAUAUGACAAAUCUGUAAAGAAAAAUAAACCAAAACGGUUUGUUAAAGUUCAGCGAAGUAAAAAGUUGACGGAGCUUUGCUGCUGUGAAAUGUUACGGCUGUUGAAUUUUUGCAUCACUCAUUUUACUAUAGAUUUGUUUUUAAAUAAAAUACAUGUUCCAUUUG